Molecule: messenger RNA, 3888 nt
Organism: Symbiodinium natans
Lineage: Eukaryota; Dinophyceae; Suessiales; Symbiodiniaceae
Source: the annotation of a GenBank genome assembly
AUGGAAGAUUUGCUUUCAGUCACGUUGCUCAAUGAGAAUCUUCUCACCUUUAUGCGAAAUUGGGACACGGUGUUGUCGGGGAUUCCCAAAACCCCGGAAGCAUCAUUCCUCGAACCACUAUUCCAUAGACAGGUCAAAAAGGUCAAGGCUCUCUCGCAUGACAUCAACAUCUACGAAAGAGCUCUUGAAGGUUCCAAAGAACGGUCCUACAGUUUCCUGUAUGAUGCUGCGAAUGCGCACCUCAACAGGAAGCGCCUUGAACGCAACCGGGAACGGAUGGCUCGACAGACGGGCAGUCCUGCUGUGCCCACUGCACCUGCACCUAAGAGGGUUCCUAAAGGUUUCUGCGUUUCAUGGGUCCGUAAUGGUUCCUGUACCAAAGGUGACCAAUGUAAGUACAAGCACCAGACUCCGGCCAAGGGACGCGGCCGCUCCGCUACGCCGGCUGGCUCACGAGCAAGCUCUGCAAGCCCCGGUGGUAAGCCUAAGAUCUGCAAGUUCUACAAGCAAGGACGUUGCGAUCGGGGGGAGAACUGCAAUUUUCUCCACACAGGCAAGCCAGGUGCAGCUGCGCCUUCCGAAACCAGUGGGAAGGGGUCAAAAGGCAAAGGGAAGAAGAAGGACCGCAAGAAGAAGAAAGAUCGCAAGUCUUCUCGCUCUAGCUCCAAGGGUUCUAAGGGUAGCAGGAAUUCCAAGGGAAGUCAAGGCUCCAAGAACUCGAAGGGCUCAGGCAGAAAGAAGCCUUCAAGCGGUAUCCCUGCUGCUGUAUGUCUCCUUAGUGCUCUUGUUGCUGGUUCGGCCACCCAAGCCGAUGCUUUCUCCCUCCGGAAGGAGUGGACGGACCAGGUCACCAAUUGCACGUAUCCCUAUAGUCUGGCGCUACCAGCGGUAAAUUUCAGCUCUGAAGUCGAUUACAUUAACAUUCCUGUUAGUGAUCCCAACGCGAGGUUCACUCCAGUAUCGCCCACCAACCGUAAGCAUCGAGGAGAAAAGCCUUUGGAUUUUGUUCCAGAAACCAGAGCAGACUCCAUCCGAGAGGCCCAGAUGUCAGCGAAGAUGCUGAAAGCUUCCAUCUCUACCAAGGACGACGUUCCGGCCUGCCGAUGGGAGUGUGAUUCGGAGAUUGGAUGUAAUCACUGUAUCCCAAAGGGUCUCAGAAUGUCGUGCCCUGCUAAGACUAAAGGGUCCUCUAAGAUGCUUAACCUUGAGUGGAUUGGUGACACAGGGAGUGCACAAGACCUAAUCGCGGAGAGGGAUCUCCAGCAUUUGAAGGCUUAUGAGUCUGAACAGCCGAUCAACAUCAUGACCGCGAACGGUCCCAGCUCUGCUGACAAGCAAUGUGAUGUCGACGUUCCGUCGAUUGCUAUUUCUGCCAAGCCUUAUGUACUGCCGGACACUCCUUCAGUCCUCUCCAUAGGACAGCGUUGCAUGGAGCAAGGUUUCGAUUUCAUUUGGAGAGCCUGUACUCGCCCUUACUUGAAGACUCCUGAGGGUGAAAGAGUUUUCCUUGAUGUUCGAGAUAACGUGCCUUUCCUCAAAUCGUGGAAGGAGGGCACUGCCUGCCCUGCGCGUGAAUCUAGGUCCGAUGAGAUUCAGCCUGUUGCCAGAGGUGAAAUGCCUGAUCGCAGCUCUGAAGAGAUUGCUUCGCAGCUUCUGGAGAAGCACGACUUCUCGGAGCGAUCGUGCGUUGAUCUCUUGCGCACCGUCAAUUUUGGAGCAGGUAGGAGUAGAAGAAAAGCACUAGGAGAGAAGCGUGGCAGUAGCAAAGAGAAGUACGUGAUACUUGGUGCCUUUGCGCAUGGAGGGUUUCAUGGUGUAACCAAGAGAACUGGACGCCAUGUUAACACCAUCAAGUAUCUCAUCGCAUUUCUUCGCAAGAGAGGGGCGGAGUUGGAGAGCUGUUCAUCACUCUGCAUCAACCAGAACUCGCCUAUCAAGGUCCAUAAGGAUGUGAACAAUCACAAAGACCAUCUCAAUGUUACGAUUGCCGUGGGAGAGUUUUCCAAUGGUGGCCUUUGGAUUCAUGACCCGAACGCUAUGAAAACCGAUAAAAAUUAUCUAGAGGUCAAGGAUUCUGUAGGCACCAAACUCCCUGGGAUGGUCCAUGACAGUCACAACAAGAUUGUUGUUUUUGACCCGAAGACAUCCCAUUCUGUGAGGCCUUGGAAGGGUGAACGUUGGAGCAUUACUGCCUACACCUGUAGGUCAGUUUACCAACUUGAUAACCAGGACGUUGCGAAGCUUCGAGGUUGUCCGAAGGAGCGGUGCGUGCUGAACCGGACGUCGGUCCUCCUGCCCCGGCAGCGGCCGAUGCCCCUGAUGGGGAAGCAGCAUCAAGUGACGAUUGACGUUUGGGUUGGUCCGAAAGCCCAGCGCAAGGGUAGAGACAGAUUCGAGCCUACCAGUGAGCCUGCGAUCUUUAUGGGAUACAAGUUCCAGCCUGGUAUGAAAUGGCGCAAGGAGGUCUUUGCAAUUCAUCUCAAGCAGCUGAACAAGCAUGAUUUCCACGAGUGCCAGAUGCCACUGAAGGACCUGUCAGUCAAUCGCUCACCAAUCAGGACGCUGAAGCUGCAGAUGAGCACCUGCCUGCACCCGCAGACCGAGAGGUCGAGCACCAGAGGUUCUAAGAAGCCCGAAUCCAUUCCCUCAUACCUUUGGGUCAACAUGUCCAAGAAACAGAAGGAGAAGGCCAUUGUUGAUGAGGCACGCGAACAGGCAUUGCGUGACAUGGAGACUCCUACCGAGGGUUCAGCCGGUAGCUCCUCUGCUGCCGCCGCAGCACCUGCUGCGAGCAAGGACCACUGGGAGGUCCGACUGAACGAAUGUAAGCUAAUACGCUAUCAUUACGUUCCCAGAAGAGAAAUGUUCUCACCGGACAUCACCGAUUGUCCGAUUGAUCUAUCGCGCAUCUCUAAGCAACGGAGUACAACUAUCAUUCCCGUAGGUGGUGUUGACGUCAUCCAUGAGGACGAUGAUUGGAAGAACGUUAGGAAGCGGAACAAAAAGACUAGUUUCAAGUGGAUCGGCAAGACUGAGUUCAUUCUGGACAGAAUCCACAGUCCCGCUCCUGACGGAGAUGGUAAGGACACAUUCCCUGCCAUGCCUACUGUACCUCAUGAACCCGAGCAUCGCGAAAAGAUUUCCAGCAACCUUCCCGUCUCAGAGGACGAGGUACGAGAGCUUUUUGCUCUUGUUGCAAGGCCUGUUGGUCGCAGAGAAAUCCUCGAGGACCCGAAGGCCCAGGCUGCCCUUGAUGUUGAGUGGAACAAAUUAAUGGUUAAGAAAGCCUGGGAUAUGGGAUCUGUUCUGGAAUGGAAAGACGUCAGUGAUGAAGCCAUCAAAAAGGGGAAGAAGGUUCAUGUUGGAAAAGUUUUUGAGAUCUGCGUAGAAAAGGGAAGUGAGCUUCCCAAAGGUGACCCACAACGGAAAUUUAAGGGUCGAACCGUGUUCCAAGGGAACAACGUCAAAGAUGAGAAUAGUGAUCAGGCUCUUUUCAGUGAGCUCGGAUCCAGUCCCGCCACGAUGGAGGCUGGGAAAGCGCUUGACGCCUAUGGACACGCACCGGGCAACGACUGUCAGCAGGCCGACGGCAAACAAGCAUACACCCAAACCACGCUCAAGGGAAAGGAAACAUGGGUUAGGCUCCCGCCUGACCGAUGGCCUUCAGAGUGGAAGGGAAAGUACAAAGAUCCUGUCGUGCGGCUGACGCUGGCACUCUACGGUCAUCCCGAUAGCGGGGGUUUCUGGGAGUUACACUGUGAAAAGAUGCUAGGCGAGGUCGGGUUUCAGCUUGUGUUCCCGGCUGCGUGGCCUUCAGUUUUCUUCCACCCCCAGCUUCGCCUUCUACUCGCAGUCUAUGUAGAUGACUUUAAGAUGGCCGGAUGUUAA